This is a messenger RNA of Kickxella alabastrina, 1593 nucleotides long. RefSeq lists its product as uncharacterized. The record is from RefSeq and is a predicted model, not a curated record. The transcript is spliced from 3 exons. Gene Ontology annotation, molecular function: protein binding. The coding region runs from base 194 to 1306 and encodes 370 amino acids. Lineage: Eukaryota; Fungi; Kickxellomycota; Kickxellomycetes; Kickxellales; Kickxellaceae. Gene Ontology annotation, cellular component: nucleus.
UUUCAAACAUUCUUCUCAUCUGACCCAAGCUUUUCCUUUAUUUUCUGUUAUAAAUUAUUUUUAAACUUUUUAACUUGCACUAUUUUUUUCUUACUCCCCGCAAACUUUAAAGUUUUUUAUUUAGAAACAUUUUUUUGUAUCUGUUGCUUACUCUUUUCCUUUCCCAUUUUUCUUUAUCUUUUUGUUUCUCACAAUGCUAUCACACGAGACUCUGCUAAAGGCUUAUAUCUUUGAUUAUCUCAAGAAAACGGGCUUCGUGGACACUUGUCGCAACUUUGUCGAAGAGUGCAAGGACCUUCCGAUAAUCAACACAGCGAAGGACAGUUCCCGGGCCAACGCAUUCACAUCCAACACAUCCAACACACACAAAACCUCACGAUCCUCUCCUGCUGAAACAUCAACAGCAAAGGAUUCUAUUGAGGGCUCUAAAAAGCCAUCCAGUUCUGCUGUUGGAACCCCUGAGUCGGACGCUUGCCACCACUUGCCAAGUGUGAACGUGCCCUUUGAUAUUCCAAAUGGGUUUUUGCUCCAGUGGUGGUGUAUUUUCUGGGAUGUUUAUGCAGCCAACUUGGAGCGCCCAAAGUUUGGUGCGGUUUCAGAGAGAGUGCGCGCGUAUGUUCAGCAGCAGCAGAGGUUGAAGGGGGAAAGGGUGCAGCAAACCGGGCUAUGCUCAAUGCUAAUGGAAAGCGCGCUGCCUCUUCACAAUCCCACAAAUCCCUCGUUCACCGCGCCAAUUAUCGACACCGACGCCCUCAAUCCGGCAAAGCACCUUCGUAUAAACCGGGACGGCGAGUGCUCGCCGCAGAGCGCCGCACUCAUUGAAAGGUUCUCUAUGCCCAGCGACGACGACACUGUACGGAUAUAUGAUUUGAAUCGACAGCAUCAAAAUCAGACUGGCGGCGCAAGGCCAGCAACACAAGAACUGGCAGCAGCAGCACCAGCACCAGCAGCAGCACCAAUAGCAACACGUGGGAACAAUAGUAUUUCAGAGUUCACGCGCGGCUUGGGCGUCAACAUCAGCCCAAGCGGCGGACACACGAUUUCAGAAGAGUACACCGGGUUUCUGUCCAACAGUUUAAAGAUUGUUGCAGAGAGUCAGGCCUCGCUUGGCAACGCAACUGCCAAUGAUCCGGCUGCAAAAGAGAGCAAACUCAAUGGCGCGCGCACAGAUUCUAGCAACAACGUGACUGGAGAAAAGCCCAAGAGGAUUAGCAGAAACAAUAGCAGAAUCGGUACCAAUAGCGCCAGUAUAUCGGCGUCGCCACCUUCGCAAACGCUCCAGUCAGACAUAAGCUUUCAAUUGUAAUGGCAGCAGCAGCGGAAUUAACUGCAGAAACAAGGAUAGUGGCAGCAUGCAGGUUGAUUCCGCCCAGCGUCAGAGCCAGCAGAUUCAAUCGCAGGGCGUGAGUCGCUUGGCCCAGAAAACCCCAGUGUACACAUCGCCGCAAAUCUGCAGUGGCGCAAUUCCUCACAUUGUUCCAACACAUCGUGCGAACAGCCAGCACAUUAGCAGCCCGACAACAGCUGGAUCCAUGGUUACUCCUGGCACCCAUCUCUUCCAGGCCGUGCAGCAGCAGCCGAUGUCCCCGCCAC